AUGAAUGACAACGCGAAACAUUAUCCUGUACGUUUAAGGAGUAUAUGUAUAAUAUGUAUUGGCAUUCCCACCAUCGUUUUCAUUUAUCAAAAUAUUGUUCAUCAUAGAGUGUCUAUUCAAAUUAGUAAAUAUUACUUUCCCUUAUGCAACUAUUUAUCUAUUAUCACUAAUAACCGUAUUGUUUUCAAUAAUGCAUCGUAUUUUAUUCAUCACUAUCCUGAAUUCGUUUGUCCACAAAAUUUUCGCAAUUUAGCGGAUUGGGUUUAUGGUUGGCCUGAAGAUUUAUUUAAUGAGCACAUGGACAGUACCAUGAAUAGUAGUUAUGUGACUGUACCUAAUCUCCCGCAUGGCAGUAUCAUCUAUAUUAAACCUGAUGUUAUUUCAAGCUUUUUUCAAAGAAUUUAUCCGUAUUUACAGAAUGAAUUUGUAUUAAUUACUGGACAAAGUGAUAUAUCAGUACCGAAUAAAUAUCUUAGAUAUCUUGAAAGAUCCGAUUCAAAAGUUAUUCAUUGGUUUGGACAAAAUGGAGAUAUCAGUGCAUCGGAAAGUAAACGUUUCACUCAUAUACCAAUCGGUCUCAAUUGUUUUGAAAUGGCAGAAACUAUCCGAAGUGUUCAUCAACAAUAUUCCAAUUAUACUCUACCAUCGUUAUUCAAUCAAAGUAUUAAGGAUUAUUAUGUACAACCAUUUGAUAUUACACAAAAAGUUUUAAAUACUAAAAAUAAUGUUUCUGACAAAUUACUAUUGCUCAAUUUUCAUCCGAAUACAGAUUCAACUGGAUUACGUAUAGAAGUAUGGAAUCAUUUUUGUCAACUUGAAAAUUAUUCAUUUGCUACAUGUUUUGGUAAGUCGUUAGAAGGCGUAGAUGAUAAGACUACUUUACGAAGUAUUUACGAACGAAAUCGUCAAUAUCCAUUAUGGUUAUCACCUCGUGGCAAUGGAAUUGAUUGCCAUCGAACAUGGGAAGCUCUCUAUCUAGAUGCUGUUCCAAUUGUUUGGCAUUCAACAAUUGAUUCAUUAUAUGCAGAUUUACCAAUUAUAAUUAUUAAUGAUUUGAAUGACAUAAACGAACAAUUUCUUCGAAAUAAAUUACAUGAAAUAGCUGUAAAAAAAAUUCGGCAACCACCUGUAUAUCGAUAUGAAAAAUUAAGGAAUUCCUUUUGGCGUGAUAUGAUUUUAAAAAAAUCGAGACAUUCUUCUACUAACACUCAUCUACGCAAAAAUCGUUGUUGGCGCGGUAAAACUAUUGAAUAA
This is a messenger RNA of Rotaria socialis, 1254 nucleotides long. The record is from the annotation of a GenBank genome assembly. Lineage: Eukaryota; Metazoa; Rotifera; Eurotatoria; Philodinida; Philodinidae.